This is a messenger RNA of Phoenix dactylifera (date palm), 507 nucleotides long. The record is from RefSeq and is a predicted model, not a curated record. NCBI's taxonomy places the organism in Eukaryota, Viridiplantae, Streptophyta, Magnoliopsida, Arecales, Arecaceae.
UUUGUUGCAGGGAUACUCAAUACGUUGAAUGUGAUUUCAAACUUUCCUUCUCUUGUGAUUGGUAUAGUUGGGCUUGUACUUUGCCUUCAUGGAAGCUUCAGGCUAAGCCUGCAAGGUGAAGUCUGGGGCUGGCCGUGCUUCUUCAUUGGCGUGGCUGCUGUUGUUUUUGGUUCCUCCUAUCACCAUCUCAAGCCAAAUGAUGCUCGACUUGUUUGGGAUCGACUACCUAUGACCAUUGCGCUCACAUCAAUCAUGGCAAUCUUCAUCAUUGAAAGGAUUGAUGAAAAGACUGGAACGACAUCAAUUGUACCAUUAGUUAUGGCGGGUAUACUAAGCAUUUUAUAUUGGAGAUUCUUUGAUGAUUUACGCCUAUAUGCACUUGUUCAGUUUGUCCCCUGUAUCAUUAUACCUUUGAUGGCUAUAUUAAUUCCUCCAGUGUAUACACAUUCUGCUCAUUGGCUAUUGGGCCGCAGUGGUACCAUUUUUGUUUUUGUUUUGUUAUGGUAA